UCAAAAGUUUUGUACAAUUUUUUUCACACACAGACCUCUAAAACAUAGACAUCAAAGAAUUUUCAAAUUUUUUAAUAGAAAAACUCCAGUGAAAAACGUGAAAAACUAAUGAAAAUUUCCGUCAACAUGUUUGCUUUGCGAAGCAUAUGAAAUUUCGUAUAAAAAUCAGUGAAUUUCCAAUGAAAAUCCACAUUUUCUAAUAGACGACGGAUCAAAGAAAACAAGCAAUUAUGGGAAAAAAUCUAUAAUCUGGAAGGUGUAACACAAAAAAACGACGAAAUACGGUAAUAAAAUACACGAAAAUAUGCCAGAAUAAUAAAAGAAAAUUAUAAAUAUCAUUAAAGAAAAUGUGCCACAGCCAGUGAGAAGUUGAAUGAUCUUUAUUGCCGUGAAAGCUAUUUUCCAAAGAAAGCAAGAAAAACCCCCCAAACAAUAAUCAUGGCUAAAUUUAUGUGAAAACUGGAAAGAAAACAACCCCACCCAAACACCAAACAAUUGGUUGUAGUUUGGUUCUGCAGAAGAAAUUUGUUUGGAAGUGCAAGUGUUUGAGACAGAAACAAAAAUAGGAACUCAAAAACUUUGGAGACGAAAUGCCUAUACCGAACAGCACAUCGGCCCAACAGCUGCGUCCAUUAACACUGGCCGGGCCAGAGCGUGAACCUGUGCAAUUUACCGUCAACCUGGUGGGGGCACCGGCUGAAGUUGAACAAUUGGUACAGCAGAUCAAAACGGUUGCAGAACAAUUUCUCUAUCACUGGAAGACAUUUCCAAUAGUUCUACCCCAACCCCUAUCGGCCGCUGCCUUAACCUUGGGCGGUGGCGCUUCAGCUGGCAAUAAUGGCUCCAACACUGUCGGCAAUCGCAAGCCUCGACCCAUCAAUUUACGUGAUUUGUUUAUAGCACCACCAUUCGAUGAGUUGGAUGCCGUGGCCACGGAUGGUACCGGAGAGCCUCGACGCCUCACCAAUUCCCAGCUGAAGUCAUUGCGUGAAAAUGGCUUACAAAAGGACAAAUAUGGAAAACCCAAGAAAUUAACUUUGGAACAAUUGGAAACCAUACGUAAAAAUGGAGAAUUUAAUGUGCCUAGUCUACACUUUCCGGGUCAGGUCCACAAGUGGCGUUUGUCACAACUGCUGCAAAAGGGAACAUUGCGGGCCCAUGAUUCCUUUCUAAGCGAUUUGGCUUUGGCAGCUAGAUUUUUGGUGAUCACCGCUCGUGGCCGUAUAUUCUCACAUUUCUUCUCCGUUUGUCAUGCAAUCCAUGCCCUGCUGCAUGGCCUCAUCAAAUUGGUUGAUAUGUUUAUUGGAGUGCCGGCAUUGCUGGCCCACAAUUUGGACUACAAGAUCAAGGAGGAACGAUGUCGUUUUUUAAUAGCCGAGCUGGUGUGUAGGCCCGAAUUCGAGGACUGCCUCGAUGGCCUGUGCUCCUAUGUCCGCAAAAUGCUGCGCCGCGCCACAAUGGAGAAAUUCGAUUUUAACAGCUGUGAAAGUACACAGCCCGUGCCAUAUCUAUUCCUCACGCCAAAAGGUCAAGAAAUCGAUUUGCGUCUCUUUUGUCGCGAUAUCAUGCGCAAGGCAUUGCCCAUUUUGAUUGGCAUAUUGGAACGUGAAACCCGUGGUUGGUUUCUACAUUUCCGUGAACGUUUGAUAGGCGAACUAAGAGAUAAAAAAUUGACCGACAAGGAAAUUGAGGAGGAGGUUAACGAGGCUGUUAUGAAGGAGUAUUUGCAGAGGGUCUACACCUCGAUUAUGAAUAAUCCCAAACUGGCCGAAUUGGGUCAUGGCAUACCCGAGCUGUUGGUGCAACAGGCUCAGGCAGUGGUCAUUAUGUACAAGGCCGUGGAAAAGGUACAGAAUGACAUUAAACGAUCACGUGAGGACCAUGAGAAAUGUUUGGCCAAUGACCAUGCUGUGCUGUCGCGAGUGGCUCCAUGGUUAAGGGCCAAAUUAAGGCAUGCCGAGGAGUCAAAACUCUCCAAGUCUGCCUGGUCGGCCCAUGAGGAGGCCUUGAAGAUGUGUACGAAACAAAAUCUGCAUCAAACGGCCUACUUCCUCAGCCGUGACCUGGCCUUUAUGAAGGAACGCGAACCGGUUCUCCUAAAGGAGUUGAAAAAUGCCAAAACUCCCACACGCAGUUUCCAGUGGGCCUGUCGCAUUUGGUCUCCCAAGUCGUGGAUAAUCAAACGGAAUUUUCAAGGACAAUCGGAUAUUAUACCCACGGUAAUAAGUCAACAGGCCACCUCAAUUGUUACACCACGUUCGGAUCCCUCGCAACCGGUAUUUUUGGUGGAAAAGGAAAUCAUUCGGACCACAAGUACUCGCUGGCCAUUUUGGCGUCUACUGAAUCUCAUGCAACGAACCUGGUGUUGGACCUGGAAUAUGAUGUUUCUGUUGGGCAUUCUGGUGCCCUGGUGUAGCCCCCUGAGUCUGAGAGCCCUAUUCUGUGUUAAGCCUUUCAUGCCUGAUUUAGAACUAUCGCAAAUUAAUGGAACUCUAUUUCCGCGCAAGACAAGCAUAACACAGACUAUGGCAUCGAGGUUGAUAGAACUAUGGCGUCACAUAUCAAAAUCGCGGACACAUUUCGAAACGGAACCGGAUACGGGUUUUAUUGGCAAAGGCUUUACGCGUAACCUAAACCGUGUUUGGAACUACUUUGUAAAGGGUUUUCUUGGGACGGUGGUCAUACUGUUUGCCUUUCCGCUGCUCUGUUUGGCUACCAGCCUUUUGAGCAUUCUACUUGCCUUAACUGCCCCCUUUUGGAUACCAGUCUUCACCAUACUCCUACACAUCUAUAUGAUAUUAAUCUAUGAUCUCGAUUCGCCGGAUAAUACUCGUAACCGUUACUGUAUACUGCUGGAGGCAUUGAUAUGGAAUAUUCUAAUACAGGGCUGUGUGCAGCCCAUUGUGGCUGUGUUUGUGGCCAGUGUUGUGUGUCCCCUGGUGUCGGGUAUAAUACUGAUAGUUGGGGUCAUACGUUACUCUCUGCGCCUGUUCUGGGACUCGCUCACCUUCCAUUUGUUCAUUAAGAAAUGUGGCCGUAUACCAGCCUCCGAUAGUUUGGUUGUCAAACGUAUUGCCGGACCGGGUUUAGCUUUAGAUUAUUAUUUUGUUAUACGCCCGGAACAGGCCUUGGCUGCCUUUGAAGCCAAAAUGGAAUUGGAUGAAUUGCAAGCCUAUCAACAUGCCAUGGAACGUAUAAUACUUACCCCGCAAAAAGAUUUUUCACAAUUUGUCGAAGCAUGCUUUGGCCCAUUUUCGGCUCAGCUGUCAAAAUCCGGACCCUAUUUGGCACUGGAUCGUGAGGCCCAAGAUUUGACUGCAACACUGCAUGAAAAGUUGGAGAAACGACGCCGUGAGCUACAGACAAAUUUAACGUCUCAGGUGAAAUCGCGCAUUAAAUUAACCACAAAGGAAUUAAAGAUUGCCAUACAACUUGCCGCCCAUAUCUUGGAGAAAUACUAUCCGUCUCAUAUUAUAGCUAGAUUAUCCAUAAGUGAAGAAGAAUUUUGGGAUAAUAAGGGCUUAACCGUCAACGAUUGGCCCGGUUUAGCCGGUCUCAUCUAUACGGAAAUAUUUAGUUUAGAUUUUCUAACGCCACUCUUAGAGAACGAUACCCAUUUCAAAUUGGAACCACAUCCGACAUUGGAUCUGUCACGCUACAGCGAAAUGGUACAGAAUGCCACCGAUGUUAUUGGUUCCAAGGGUUUAGAUUUACUGGGUAAUGUCUAUGCUCCGCGUGGUAAUGUUCAGGUACAUUUACCGUUUCUGGAGGUGACGGCAUUUAAUCCGCGAUCUAGAAUAACAUUGAAUUUUAGAAAGCCCGAUAAGAGGGACAUGUCUGUCGGCUUGACCACACCUCGCGUACGCGCCCAUCGUGCAGCUCAACAAACAAAAACACCUGAGACCAAAAAACCCUGGCGUCCCUGGAAGAAGAAAGUCGAUGAGAAGAGUGUCACCGAAAAACUUCUAAUACCUCUGCCAGUGCCGCAUCCUGUACAUAUAGCGAUUAGUAUUUACAAUCGUGAUGCUGAACAUCCCAUACCAUUGGAUUCGGAAUUGGUGUGGGAAAUUUUGAAAUCCAUCGAGGAUUGUCAGGGUGGUGAUGCAAUGGCUGUAGCUCAACAAUCUGUGGCUCAUUAUCGUGGAGCUGUAACAGAAUCUAGUAACGAUUCGCUGGCAUCCAGCAGUAGUAUAGGAAGUACAAGAGAAUCAGCUUCAGCCACCGGUUCCGGUUCGGGUAUUGGCAAUGGCACCGAAACAUUGCCAUGUGUCAAUCGAGAGGUCUGUACCCAAGUCAAAGUUGCCGAAGAACAACCGCCCAGCUCUGGUUUUCAUUGGACCCUAAGCAAUUGGGGUGCAGCACAAACUGCCCGUAGACGUACAAAUUCAAAUGUACGCGUAGAUUUAGCCAGUCCAGAGGAUAUCUCAUUAGAUACGGACAGUUCAAGGGCUGUCUUCAAUCCAUAUGGGACAACAGUUUAGAAUACUGUGUGUGUCUAUUGAUCCAGCAGCAUUAUUAUGAUUAUUAUUAUCGAAUAAAAUAAAACUAAGUAUCGUCGUCAUAUGAAAAAAAAAAAACAAAAAUCAUUUGAAACAGAAAACCAACCAAAAAAAAUAAUGUUAAUUAAUGGUAAAUUGCUUUUUUAUUACUUUUUAUUAGAUAAACAAAAACAAAAAAUCAACAAACACUUUUUAUGUGUUUGCCAAGUAUGAACAAACAACAAAAAAAAUCUCUCGUAAGAACAAAAAAAAAAUAUGUAAAGCGAAAAUGCAAGUGUUCUCUUUUCGAAAAGGAUUCACUUGCCCCAGUCAUUAACCGAACAAUUCUAAAAACAAAAAAAAAAAUAUGAAUCAAACUAACUUUAAAAACAAAUAAACUCUAACUCUCUCCCUCUCUCCUCUAUAUAUAUAUAUAGAUAUAUAGUUAUAUAAAUAUAAUAUAUAUAUUCAUAUAUAUAACAAAAAUAUACAUCUUUAUAUAGUAUAUAUAUAUUUCCAUUUACAUGCAUACAAAGAUAUACAUAUACUUAUACAGAAAAAAAUAACAAAAAACGAAGAAAAAAAUCAUAAUACCUUUAUACAUCAAACAAAUACAAUACAUAGUGUAUUUAAGAAAUAUCGUCAUAACACAACAACAACAAAAACACAUUACAUUUUACCGACUCAUAUGCGAAUUGUUGUAAUAUUUUAUGACAUAAUCGAUUACCAAUGCUCUCUUUCUUUGCAAUCGUUUGUAUUAUUUAAUGAUAUUCAAAACACUAUAUUUUUAAAAUCUUUUUUUCUAUUUUUUUUACACAUUUACAUCUAGUCGUUUAUAUAAAUUAUUAUAUAUAUUUUUUUAAAUAGAAAGAGGCAAUAAAAUGUCAUUUGUUUUAUAUAUAUAUUUUCACAUGUAAAAUGCAAUGCUCCGUUUUCGGAAGAAUAAGGAAGGGAAACUUGGAUUGUAUACCAUCUAAGGGCCACAAAUGGAUUUAAAAAUAAGGGAUUUCGUAACGGCGUAAGCUGUUUUCAGAUCGAAGAUUUAUAGACCUUAAUACAAAUUUACCAGCUUUAAUUGGAAGAUCAAUUAAAUGGGGAUUCAAGAUAUAUGACUUUUUAUAGUCCCUAUACUGCGCGAUCUCCUUUAUAAAAAUGUGUAUUUCUACGGGUCUUUAGUAGAUGGAAUGCCAGCUCCUAUAGAUCUUCAACAUAUAGGAGAAUCUCUAUUGGUCAAUGACUAAAUAUCUUUCUAUAAUUCCUUCUACAUAUGGUACACCCCCUGAAGUGUUAUAGAAAGGAUGGUUUCCUAAUAGUUUCUGCAAAAAUAUACUUAAACAACUUGCAUUGGACUUUAAGAUAAAACAGCUUAAAUAUCUGCCAUAGUUCUGUUUUAUUUUGAAAAUCUUCAGGCCUUCCAAAAAAAGAUGACCUUUUUCUCCUUGUCGUUGGCCUUUUCCUGGUAUUUUAUACAUUUACUGAACCUACCCAAACCUACUGUAGAUAGCAUACCUCCAAUUGUAGUUAUAUAGCUAAAAUUCCAAUAGACCUUUCGUAUAAAAUGUCUAGAUAAAAUAGAUGAAUGAAGACAACCGGACCUUCAACAAAAUGUGACGUUCUAUACUUAAGUGUUUGGGAUUCUUGAAGUCUUUAUUAACGUCAAGAGAAGAGCUUUUAAAAACUACGACAGGAGGUUGUUGUAAACAUUCAAAACUAAAUAUUCACAGCCUUACCAAAAAGGAACCCUUCUAAGCCUUCUGAGGGAACACGUUAUAAACACCUUGAGUAGAGUCUUUAUAGUCGAUCGAAUAUAAGUCUCUAGUCUUUAUGGGAGAAGCCCAAAUGGUAAAAAUAUUGUCCCAUAAGCGAACAUAAGCUUUUUAUCUUGCAAAAAUAUAGUCUUUAUAUGCUAUAGGAGAAGAGUUUAAGCAGACUUAAAGGUAGUAUUUUGGAAUAGUUUUUUUUUGUAGGCUUUUGGAAGUUAGUGUUUUCGGAUCCCAAGAGGUCUUUGUAGACGACCACAAGAAAAUAUUUACAGGUGAUCCAAUUUAACUCUUCAUAGACCGAUAUUUGAUGACCGUGACAGACCCAUGGGCAAGACAAAGGCCGUGUAUAUAAACGUGCAAAAGAGUAUUUAUAGACCAGACCAGAGAGGUCCAGAAGGGAGCCUUAAUCUAGUCUAUAAAGUAGUCUUUAUAGACAAGCAGAAGGGGGUUUUAUAGAAGAGCAGAAAGGAGUCUUUUUUAGACGACCAAAAGGAGGUCUUGUAUAGAAGUCGUUUAGAUGAUUUUAUUGGCGAGUUUAAGAGAAUUAUGUAAACUGUUCGGAGGAAGAGUUCGAGAGGUACGAUCCCGAGACGUGCCGCAGGAGAUUUUGAUAGGUGAGCAGAAGCGAGUCUUUAUAGGCGUGCCGAAAAUGUUCGUCAUACACGGACCAAAGGUAGUAUUUAUAGAAGAGCCGGAGGAAGUCUAUGGGCAAGCCGGAGGGAAACUUUAUAGAAGACAGUUUUUAUAGACAAGCCGAAGGCAGUCUUUAUAGGCUAGCCGAAAGCAGUCUUUAUAGACGAGUUGAGAGCAGUCUUUAUGGACGAGCUGUAGUCAGUCUUUAUAGGCGAGCUGAAGGCAGUCCUCAUAGGCUUUCAAACUUAAAUGGUGGGGGACAUAACAGACGGACUGAAGAGAGUCAUUAGAAAAGGGAAAGAAGAAGAGAGUCAUUAGAAAAGGGAAAGAAGAAGAGAGUCAUUAGAAAAGGGAAAGAAGAAGAGAGUCAUUAGAAAAGGGAAAUUUUUGAUUUCAGACUCGGGCCAUCUUAGCUCAAGAAAUAGAGUGAGUUAUUAGGCUAUGGGAUCUUUAAAAGGGCAAUUUUCAAUACCACGUUCUUAAGGCUAAUAGUUAUCUUAUAGGAAAAUUCUCUGUCCAUCUAGUUUGAUAUUUUUCUAUGGAAACAUUUUUAGUCCACCAAGACGGCUUGACCGCAAUUGGACAGGAUUAAUAUUAUUUCUUCCAAGAAAAACGCAAGACCCGCAUGAGGUAUAUUUUUUAUGAGAAAAUUUGGUACCCCAGGACUGUUAUUUUUUAUAGGCUAACAUUUUUCCAAUAAAAAAGCUCUUAGUGUCCUAGAAUUGAACCUUUUCCUAUGGGUUUUGUUAUUUGAAAAGGCUUUUUUCAGAACCUCAAGACUGAUAUUUCUUUUAAGACAAUUCUUGGCUGAAAUUUGUCCACUAAAAUAAAUACUGUAAAAUAAACUUUAUAUUUUUUGUAGAAAAAAUUCUUAAUUUCCAAAGUUUGAUCCUUUUUCUAUGGGAUCGAUAUUGUUUCCUUUUCUCAGAACUUCAAUGUUGCCGUUUUUUU
Musca domestica (house fly) is the source of this 7825-nucleotide messenger RNA. RefSeq lists its product as uncharacterized. NCBI's taxonomy places the organism in Eukaryota, Metazoa, Arthropoda, Insecta, Diptera, Muscidae. The record is from RefSeq and is a predicted model, not a curated record. The transcript is spliced from 13 exons. Bases 591 to 4481 code for a protein of 1296 amino acids.